AUGCACCGGAGCUCCUGGGUGGUCCACACCCCUAUACGGAUAUUAAAUUUUUUUUUGCUGCAAAAGGCCCACUGCCAGCCUCUAAUCUCUCUCUCCUUUCUUUUUCUGACUAGCCCCACCACGUGCAGUGCCAGUGCAUGCAAGAAUCUCUUCUUUCUCCCGCAUGCCUGCCGCCCCUUCUCCUCCACGCUCCACCACGCCCUCAUCCGCCGUCGCGGCCUGCGCCGGCUCCGGACGGGCGAGUGCGGCCGGCGAGCGGGCGCGGUCAGGGCUCCACCGCGCCACCGGAGCUCGCCGCCUCUCCGGCCGGAUCUCCUUUUUCUCCCGCAUGCCCGCCGCCCCUUCUCCUCCACGCUCCUAGCAGCGUCGCGGCGUCCGCCUCCCCGGCCGGCUCCGCCUCGCCUGGCCGCCUCGCGGGCUCCCGCAGCCGGCCGCCUGCGCUCCCUCCCGCCGCCGGCGGAGACGAUGCUGCUGUGGGGCCUGGGCCAGCCGGCGUCGCACCGCCCCAACGCCUUCGCGCGGCAGGGCUUGCCGGCCUUCCCCAUCGACGCGUGCGGGCGCCGCCUGACGCUCCACCAGCAGCCGUCCUCCUUCCGGGGGGCUUCCGGUGUCACCGGCGCCGUGGUGUGGGACAGCACCGUCGUGCUCGCCAAGUUCCUCGAGCACGCGGCCGACGGCGGCCUGCUCUCCGUACGCGGGGCGCGCGCCGUGGACCUCGGCGCCGGGUGCGGGCUCGUGGCCGCGCUGCUCGGCGCGCGGGUCGUGCCGACCGAUUUGCCUGACCGCGUCCGGCUGCUCCGCAAGAACCUCGAGGAGAACGUCGGGGGGUCGGCGACGGUGGCGGAGCUGGUGUGGGGCGACGAGUACGAGGUCGACCCGGAGCUGCUGCUCCGGCUGGACCCAGAGCCGCCGGAGCUGGUGCUGGGGUCCGACCCUUGGAGGCGGCCAUGAGGGAGUUCGAGAUCGGGUGCAUCGAGCAGGAGCAGUGGCACCCCGACUUCCGCACCAACCGCAUCGCCAUCUUCAUCCUCCUCAAGAAGACGCCGCCGUCGCUUCCUGUCUCGUCGCCAUAGCUGCUCAACCUGAAUGCCAAUGAGCAGCAACAAGUCUGUCUGUCGGAAGCCGCUGUCGUGUGUUGUGCCGCGCUGGAGCCUGGAGCCACCCACCGACGACGCGACGC
Molecule: messenger RNA, 1180 nt
Organism: Aegilops tauschii subsp. strangulata
Lineage: Eukaryota; Viridiplantae; Streptophyta; Magnoliopsida; Poales; Poaceae
Source: RefSeq, a predicted model, not a curated record